AUGGAUGGCAAGAAGUUUUACAUUGAUGUUUUGGAGAUGAAGCCGGAGGCGACAAUUAGUAUUAUUGAGAUUGAUUUUGCUUCUCCUUUGGACUAUAAACAGCCUGAAGAUCCAGCUGUUAAGAAUAUUGAAAAAGCCUCCAUGAAAGUUGGAAAGAAGGAAAGGAAGGUUGUGCUAAGAAUAUUCAGAGCAUUCAUGGGUUUAGCAAAGCGCUUAGAUGGGUUCCCUGUUUUAACCUCUGUUUCUGCCACUGAAGAAUGUAAACAGAGUGUUGGUCGGAAAAGGAAGGUUGUGCUUGGCUCCUCCAAUGUCGGAAAACCGUCGGAAGUUGAAUUGAAGAAAGAGGAUAAGAAAGGAAGAAUAAUGGAGAAGAAAAAGGAAGAAAAGGAUUUUCAGGCAUUCACUGAGAAAAAGUUAUAG
Messenger RNA from Ziziphus jujuba (common jujube), 420 nucleotides. RefSeq lists its product as uncharacterized. Gene Ontology annotation, cellular component: VCP-NPL4-UFD1 AAA ATPase complex. Bases 1 to 420 code for a protein of 139 amino acids. Lineage: Eukaryota; Viridiplantae; Streptophyta; Magnoliopsida; Rosales; Rhamnaceae. The transcript has a single exon. The record is from RefSeq and is a predicted model, not a curated record. Gene Ontology annotation, molecular function: polyubiquitin modification-dependent protein binding.